UGACGUCACCGUGGUGCGGCCGACGUCAGCUGUUGCUAUUCGACUGUGUCUGCGGCAUUAGUCAAUUCAUCAUGACAAUGAAUAAUUUCAAUGUCUGUCAAUGCUUGACAAGUCAUUAUGAAAAUUGACAAUUUCUAUGUCUAACUUUUAAGGCUUGAAUUUUGAAUUUUACGUAGAUUAUAAUCCAUUGAAAUCGGUUGUGAAAUGUAAACGCUAUUGCUUAACGUUUUUACGUUUUUUACUUAAACAUUUCACUUACUUAUUUUUACUUAUAAUAACGCUAACCAGUCUACUUCUAAAUUUAAAUGGCAGUCUUGCCCGAUCCAAGAUGGCGGAGCUUUUGACGUUUGAUUGGUGUAUCAUAAUCCCAAACAUUCAUGGUGGUACCAUGGUACAAUUAAUUUACUUUGUUGCUUCAAAGAUUACAAAAGACAGAGUUAUAAAAAUAAGAAGUGUAUUCUUGAGUACUGUACCAAGAUAUAGGGGCGUCACGUGACAUGCAACUGAAUAAAUUUAUGAGAUUUACUUACAGUACUCAAACAAAUUUUUAAAAUUACUUCAAAUUAUACAUAAUCCUCUUAAACACAAAAGCACUGAAAUUUUUGUAAAUGCAUUUAUUUACAUAGUUAUACAAAAUGGGGCAAAAUUGGAAAAGCAGGCGGUAAAAUUCACUAUUGCUGGACGUUUAGUGGCUGUACGCGAACUUGUCACUUGCGUGGUUUCCACAACGACCAAAGCCCACAGGAGGUCAGAGACAGAGUUCACAAUGCGCUCACGGCGGCAUGCGUUUUAUUCAUCUUCUCUGUGUAACCUUGUUAAACAAGUUAAAAAGUAAGUUUUCAUUUAUAGUAAAUUCAGAAUUGCUACAUAGCCUAUUUGUUUCAAACAUAAUCGACAUGUUUGUCAUGUGAUCACAAGGGUUGUCGUUUGUGUAGUUAAUUUUUAAUUACUAUUUACCUGUAAGCCACUUUCGAUUACAUUUAUUUUAUAUUUUAUGAAAUCCACCGUAUUGAUAUAUAUUGAUAGAAUGGGGGAAUGAUUUGGUAAUUUGAGGGAAAAUUGUUGUCCCUUCUGUUCAUUUAUGUAGUUUAUUGCUUUGGUUAACCAAUAAAGAUAUGCUACAUGCAAUGAGAAGACAUAGGAGAAAAUUAAAGGGGUCAUAUUAUGAGAUUUUUUUUAAAGAUGUAAAAUAAAUCUUUGGUGUCCCCAGAAGACGUAUGUGAAGUUUUAGCUCAAAAUACCCCACAGAUAUUUUAUUAUAGCAUGUUAAAAUUGCCACUAUGUAGGUCAGAGCAAAAAUGUACCAAUUUUGGGUGUGUCCUUUAAAAUGCAAAUGAGCUAAUGAAAUGCAAACACUGGUCGCAAUGAUGGUGGUUUGUUGUUAUUGAAACUCAAUUGUGCUUUUAUUUUUUCGGUCUUUUUCUCUGCACUAAAUGGCAGUGCCAUGGUUAGAUAGUGGCAGUAUUAUUUUAAUUGAACUUGCUACCUACAUAACAAAUCGGCCGAAAUCUGAACAACCUAAUUUUUCACAUGCUUGCAGAGAAUGGUUUACCAAAUGAAAGUUACUGGGUUGUUCUUUUUCACGUUUUCUAGGUUGAUAGAAGAACUGGGGACCCAAUUAUAGCACUUAAACAUGGAAAAAGUCAGAUUUUCACACUAUGACCCCUUUAAACAUAGUGGAUUUGUCUGUGGUCUGAGAAAUUGCUCAUUCCCCUAAAUGUUUUAGGCAUAAAUGCCAUUAAAUUUAGGGUUAGUCAAAUUUAGAUAUACCUUUUAUAAAAUAUAUACAUAUUUAAUCAGUGAGACAGUGCUGGCAGUGUUUUGUAAAUGCAAUAGGUACAUUUGUGCAUAUUUCAUACAGAGAACGGAACUCAUAACCUUGUUUAUAUUAUGAUUGAUGUUGAAAAUAAACUGUGCACUCUCCAUAUUAUAUAUUUAGAUUUAUAUAUUUAUGUAUAGUGUGCAUUCUUUGUUGAAUAAUAUUCACACAGGGUUUCUGUUUUAAAUUGAGCUUCCUCUGAGGAUGAACCCACUACAGAUCCACAAGUCUCAGUAACUUGAUUAGCCAAGCUGUCAGUAUUAAUAAGGCCAGACCUGAGAUCCAGAGGACGAGACCCAUCGCUGUGUCAGCUAGUUACCAAAGCCAAAAGGUGCACGGUAUUAUAUCUGUUGUGUUUUCUCGCCACAAUCAAUAUUUGAACUUUGGUUGAUGCAUCAUUCUGGGAAUGCUUGCAUUGUUUGUAUGUAAUAGACGUUUGUGCAAAAACAUGUAAUGUUGCAGUACCUUUUAUAGUUUAUAGUUUGUUUUCCUAAGCAAAUUGGUUUCAAAAAGCACUAUACUUUCCUUGUAACAAUUAAAACGUAAAUCAAUUUAGUAAAUAUUUAAUUACAUUUAGUAACCCUUCUUUUCAGUCUUUCUCUAUUUAAUUUCUAUUUCAGGCACUGUUGUGCACAUAUUAGAUGUGCUGUUGAAUGCAUCCUGACACCAUUCAUUAGUUUUAGCCCUUUAGUUAGGAACCGCUGUGUGUGUAUAUCUGAGAUUGUCGUGUGGGGAAGGAAGGGAAGGAAACGCUUUACAAAACCCCUGUCUCUUGGCAAGGAGAGGGCAAAUAGGACACAAACUGUGGGUGGACCUCUGUGACAAGCACCUUCAAAAAAAAUCAAGAGCACCACAAGUGCACACACUCGGAUAGAUUUGAGGAAACUGAGCUUAUUAGUUUAAGUGUAAUACCAUGGAUUAUAAAGGCGUAGGCUGACUGAUACCAAGUCCACAAACUAAUUGUUAAGCAGAUUUGUUUCCCAGCAGAGACGGAUUCCUUCACUGUUGUUCCAGAAUUCCAAAAUGUCUGAUCCCGCUCCGGAGGCUCACACCACUGCACCUGUGGUCCACCAGGACCGGACUGAUAAUAAUGCUUGCGCUUCAUUGGAGCCUACACCUGGACAUCUGAACCUGUCAUGCAGCCUCUACCAUUCAGACUCUGACCUGCUGGCUUUCCCUGAUUGUGAGGUAGAUGGGCCUCCGUAUGGCCGAAGUGAAUCCCUGUCCGACUGUGUUGUCGAGAGGAAGGAAACCAAGCAGAUGCCCUCGCUCGCCUCCGAAUGGGACGAGAUUGAAAAGAUCAUGACUCUAAUUGCCGGCUUUGAGAUCUCCGGGGAUCUUCAGCCAGCUGUGGAAGAUGCAGCGGGUAGCCGCGUCCUGGAGCAGUCGGUGGGGGAGUGGCUGGAACACGUGGGUUUCCCUCAGUACGAGAGCAAACUGGUGCUCAACGGCUUCGAUGACCUGCGCUUCAUGGGGAGUAACGUGAUGGAAGAUGAGGACCUUCAAGAGAUUGGAAUCACAGAUCCUGGACACAGAAAGAAAAUCCUUCAUGCGGCUAAAACCCUGCCAAAGGUAAAAGCUUUGGGGUGUGAUGGUAGCACGUCUCUGUCUUCAUGGUUGGACACUCUUGGUCUUGGAGAAUAUCUGCACAACUUUCUCUCCAGCGGUUAUCGAACCCUGGACUGCGUGAAGAACUUAUGGGAACUCGAAAUCGUCAACGUGUUAAAAAUCGGCCUGCUUGGUCACAGAAAAAGGAUCAUUGCAUCAAUAGCGGAGAGGCCCUAUGAAGAAGCACCCUCGAAAUCAAACCGCUUUGCCCAGCUUAAGAUUCAGGACCUGUUGUCUCAAAACACAUCAUCACUGGGUUUUUUGGACCCGUACACCAGCCGCUCGAUGGAUAUGCUGCUUCCACUGGGAGAAUCGGGCCGAAAGAGCCGAGCAUUGGACCAGGACGGCACCAUCUCUCUCCGCUCCUUUGGUGAACGGUCACGCUCGCAUGAUCGGCACGCAGAUCGACAGUCUCGUUUCAGCAUUCGUCCAUCCAGCCACUCCGCCACAUACACCACCGUCUCCACCUGGCACCAUCACCCUGAUAAACUCAUUACAGAGUCCUGCAUUUAUGAGGCCCGAUAUUUGGGCUCAGUAAUCAUUCGAGAUCUACGAGGGAUCGAGUCUACACAGGAGGCGUGUGCUAGAAUCAGGAAAUCUAAGGACCACCGGAAAGGUCCCGUCAUUGUUCUUCAUAUCACCUACAGAGGAGUCAAGUUUGUUGAUGCUGCCACAAAGGCAAUAGUCGCAGAGCACGAGAUCCAGAACAUCUCAUGUGCAGCCCAGGAUCCUGAUGACCUCUGUACAUUUGCCUACAUCACAAAAGACCUGAAGUCUGGUUAUCACUUCUGCCAUGUCUUCACUACGGUAGAGGUGACACAGACAUACGAGAUCAUUUUGACUCUGGGACAAGCGUUCGAGGUGGCCUAUCAGGUGGCUCUCCAGGCGCAGAAGGCCCGGCGUCACAGUUCCUUUGCAGGUCCAGCGACAGAAAAUGUAGAAAUCAAGAGCAGUCGGCCAACGUCUCAAUCCCGCAACAGUACACGUCGCGCCGUAGGUGCACCUGUGCUUGAAUGCCGCUGCUGUUACUGUCACACGUGCUCCGCCCACCGCCCCUCCUACCUCCCGCUGCCCUCCCUCAGCCCUGGAGUUCAGUCUCAUUUCCCGCUCCUCCACCCGCAGAUGGACCUCCUGGAUCACGAAACGGACCUGCAGUCUUUCGGCAGCACCAGUUGGCUCUACGAACCGCGGGACUCCUCCAGACCUUCGAGUAGCACCAAGUACGAGACCACCAUAUUUUGAAGACCCCGAUCCCGCCUGCUGCCCCGAUUCAACCCCGCCUGGUAAACUCUAGUGCCCCGUGCCUUCACACUGUGAUUUGUAGCCUUCCUCAGGGCAAGACUACUUCCUGCACCAAUCCUAUCCCCACUCCUUGCCCUCUCGGAGAGCCCAAUGCCUCCACCACCUUCUUUUUCCAUUUGACUGAAAAACCUGGAUUUGUCGUCUAACCAGCCUUCCGUCGUGAUCAGAAAACCUCGCCUCAGAAAGCUUCCCUCUUUUAUACGUCACGCUGAAUGUUUACGGUCCAGUUCCUCGUAUCAAAGGGUUCUCUAUCAUAAAACCUCCAAACUCGAGCCAACGGGUCCAACCGGGUAGCUUGGACAUUUGUAGCAUUUCAUCUCGAUGGACAUGUUGGCAGAACUUUAUUAGACAUCCACAAACUGCAGCAGCAAUACUAAUACUAAGUUUACGUACGUUCCCCAACAUGAAUGCGGCAAUUCUCCAUGGGCACUCCCCAAACCCUGUAGCACUAGAUCACUUUUCUCCAUUAGCUGGAUCCUAGCUUGAACCAUUUCUCCCCAGCACUCCUUCAUUUUUCAGAAGAUUGAUUUUGGUCAUCUCAAUUCACAUCCAGUGCUUCCUUUGUCUUAUCAGGCGUUUGCAGCUCUGAGAUUCGGAGGAAGAAAGACUGAUGCCUGUUUAGAUUUAACCUAGGUUUGGAUUUUAAACGUCAAGUGUUUGAGUGGAAUGACUAUGAUAUCCAAGACAAAAGUUUUAUUCUGGUUUCUCACUUAUGGGAAGGAAUUAGGUUUGAGGUUUUUUUUUUUUGAGGUUCUAUAUUUGUAACUUGUAACAUCACAUAGUAAAUGUGUUUACAUUUGGGUUCUUUAUGUGUUUAAUGGUUUGUUUUGUGAAAUGUUACUACUCUAAGAUUUCCACUGCAAAGUCCUUCAAAGGAGAGUGAAACUUAAUAUUUUGCUAUACGUAAAAAAUAGUUAAUUUUUUAACCGUAAGGGGCGUGUAUACCAAAGCUUUUUUAAUGAGCUUUGGUUGCUAUGAUUUUUCUGCUUUGUUUAUCAGUUGUAGAAUGAUGUGCCGGUUGGUUGUUGUGAUAUUUAUCCCACCUCUCCUCCACUGUCCCACUCAGCCCGAACGAAAUUUGCCAGCUACUGGCAUUUUUGAAAGCCACAGCAAUUACAUUGGAAACAAUUGAAAGCAUACGCCGGCCAUAGACCUAAACACUUUGGUGCACACGUCCCCUUAAUCAAUGUGGAAACACCUUUAGGUAGCCUGCACACCAAAGAGUUUACGCCCACGGCUGGCAUAUGUUAACUAUAUUUUUCCAAUGGAAGUGCCACGCUUCUCAAAAAUGCCAACAGUUGGCGGUGCUGAGCGCCGGCCCUCUGCAUUUUUUUUUUAAGAUUUAAAGAUUUUUGACUUUGGGUGAAAUGCUCAUUGUUCAUCUAGUCAAUGUCACUUUUUACUUGACCGUCCAAUCACAGUGAGGAGGGGCGGGACAAAUAUUACAAUAACCAUCUGGCUCAUCAUUUAAUGACUGAUAAACAAAGCAAAGUAUCAGCAUUAAGUUAAGCAGUUCAACUUGUUUGUUUAAGUUGUCAACUUAUCACAAGUGAAACCUUAAAGGGACACUUUACUUUUUUAGAAAAUAUGCUCAUUUUCCAGCUCCCCUAUAGUUAAAUAUUAAAUUUUUACCGUUUGGGAAUUUUUCCAUUCAGCUGAUCUC
Molecule: messenger RNA, 6392 nt
Organism: Paramisgurnus dabryanus
Lineage: Eukaryota; Metazoa; Chordata; Actinopteri; Cypriniformes; Cobitidae
Gene: anks1ab
Product: ankyrin repeat and sterile alpha motif domain containing 1Ab
Biological process (GO): ephrin receptor signaling pathway
Cellular component (GO): cytosol
Molecular function (GO): ephrin receptor binding
Source: RefSeq, a predicted model, not a curated record